Molecule: messenger RNA, 1683 nt
Organism: Magnusiomyces paraingens
Lineage: Eukaryota; Fungi; Ascomycota; Dipodascomycetes; Dipodascales; Dipodascaceae
Exons: 1
Coding region: 1-1683 (560 amino acids)
Molecular function (GO): catalytic activity
Source: RefSeq, a predicted model, not a curated record
AUGACUUUCUCUAUCCUGGACUCAGUCAAAACUAUCUUUGAUACCCUUAUCAAUGACCAAUCCCUUCCAAUUCCAGACGCGGCUCGUGACCUUGCUCGCACAAAUGUAACUUUCGAAGUUCCAGAGCGUGGUGAGGGCGCUGUCGACUCCGAUGUUGUACUUCCUUGCCCUCUCAAACAAUGCGAGACUGUCGCAGCUCUCAAGGCCGUCGAAGGAUCCAUCGGUAAUGCUAUCGCUGUUCUUAGAUACAACACCCCUCAAAAGGUCUCAAUCGACCUCCAACACGCCGUCCUCUUCCUUUUCAUGGCUUACCUAGCUACUGUUGACGGCAAAGGCAAACUCGACCCUGAGGUUAAAAAGUUCCUCAAGGACACGGAUCUCCUUCAAGCACAGUCAAACCUUUACCGCCGCAUGUCUGCAAACCUUUACAAGACCAAAGACAACAAAUACUUCCACAUCCAUGGUUCCCUCGAGGCUGAUACCACCCUUAAAAUGAUUGGCCUUCCUCCUAGAGACCCAUCCCAGACCGACUACCACCAAAUCAUCAAGACCCUUGGUGAUGCUGUUGCCAAAUACACUGCUGACGAGCUCGAGGUCAUGAAUGCUGAGAAAAAGCAGGCAGGUACUACUGCUCUUACUCGUGAAGAAUUUGACAAAACCCCACAUGGUCAAGUCCUCAACAAGCUACCCUACUGGGAAACCGUCGCUUUGGAAACAACUACCCCUCCUGUCGCCUUCCCUGAAGUCCCCGCAGAUAUUGGUACCCCUAAGAUUCUCUCCGGUUUUAAAGUCGUCGAAAUGUGCCGCAUCAUUGCUGGUCCUACCAUCACCCGUAUCUUGGCCGAGUACGGCGCUGAGGUCAUCAAGGUCACCUCACCCAACCUCUCCGAUGUCCCAUUUUUCCAGGUCGAUGGCAACAUGGGUAAACACACCACUGACCUCGAUCUCAAGGGAUCGCAAGAAGACCGCAAGAAAUUCGAGGCUCUUUUGACCGACGCUGACAUCCUCGUCGAUGGCUACCGUACACAUGCUCUCGAACACCUGGGCUACGGCAUUGACUAUUUCACCAAGAAGGGCAUUGAGCGUGGAAAGGGCUACAUCUACGUCUCUGAAAACUGCUACGGCUUUGAUGGCGAGUGGGCCCACCGUCCUGGUUGGCAACAAAUUGCUGACUGCGUCACAGGUAUUGCCUGGAUCCAAGGUAAGGCUCUUGGCCGUGAUGAACCCAUCAUCCCCCCCUUCCCCAUGAGCGACUACGGUACCGGGUGCAUGGGUGCCAUUGCGUGUCUCGAUGCCGUCUACAAGCGUGCCACAAAGGGAGGCAGCUACUGGGCCAAGACCUCUUUGGUCCAGUACGAUUUGCUGCUCAUGAACCAGGGUCUUUACCCAGAGUCUGUGUGGCAAAAGGUUCGCGAUUUGCACGAUGCCGACGUCCGUGCCGUGCGCUACUACGACAGUGUCGAUCACAUUUCCGGGGCAGCGCUUAAGAGCAUGUGGCGCAUCAGACCAGACAUUUUCACGGAAGUCGGCCAGAAGAAGUACAUGGAUGAAAACAUUUCUGAGGGCUUCCACAACAAAAAGGUCAAGACUCUCAAACCUGUGGUUCGUUUCGAUAAGAACCCUAAUGCUUUCGAAGAAGUCACUCGUCCUAACGGUUACGACGAACCCAAGUGGUGGAAAUAA